CCAACUUGACAUAAGAUUGUUUAUAAAAACGACAUUGACAAUGAACGCCAAACAAAAAUGGCGGAUCAAUUGACCGAAGAGCAAAUAGCCGAGUUCAAGGAAGCCUUCGCCUUGUUCGACAAGGACAACGACGGCACGAUCACCACCAAAGAGCUGGGCACGGUGAUGCGCUCGCUGGGCCAGAACCCCACCGAGGCGGAGCUGCAGGACAUGAUCAAGGAGAUCGACACCGACGGCAGCGGCACCAUCGACUUCUCCGAGUUCCUCGCCAUGAUGGCCAGGAAGAUGAAGGACACCGACAGCGAGGAGGAGAUCCGCGAGGCGUUCAGGGUGUUCGACAAGGACGGCAACGGCUUCAUCACGUCGGCCGAGCUGCGGCACGUGAUGACCAACCUGGGGGAGAAGCUCACCGAAGAGGAGGUCGACGAGAUGAUCCGCGAGGCGGACAUCGACGGCGACGGCCAGAUCAACUACGAGGAAUUCGUUACCAUGAUGACAUCCAAAUGAUUAUUUAUACCUACUGUAGCUUAUUUUUACGCAAUUAAAACUUAUCUUUCGAACCAUCUGGUAUUUCGGAUUUUAAUCUAGUGGUAACCAACAAUUGACACCUCUAUAAAGCACGUCAAUUUGAGAGAAUAAUCAUGGAGGACGACGAAGAGGAAGCGCCCCAGCGCAGGGAGUUCAACAAAAAGGAGAUAGCUGACUUCCAGGACGCCUUCAAGCUGUUCGACAGGGACCAGGACGGGCUGGUCAACUACAAGGAGUUCAGCACGCUGAUGAAGGCGUUCGGCCAGAAGUACGAGGACCUGGACCUCAGCGACAUGUUCACCGAGGCGGACGAGGCCGAUUCGGGCCUCAUCAACUUCGAACAGUUCGUCAAGAUCCUCGAGUACUACUACAGGGAGGAGUUCUCCUUGGAGGAUCUGCUCAAUUCGUUCAAGGCCUUCGACAAGGACAAUCUCGGAUAUCUGGAUAGGGCCGAUUUCAAGGAGAUUAUGAUGGAUUACGGAGAUAAAAUGACCGAAGGAGAAUUCGUGGAUUUCAUGGCAACAGCCGAUCCUUCCAACGAAGGUAUCAUCAGAUACGAAGCUUUAGCUAACGCAAUAUACAGCUUUCUAAUCGAGUAACG
This is a messenger RNA of Phyllotreta striolata, 1129 nucleotides long. The record is from the annotation of a GenBank genome assembly. Lineage: Eukaryota; Metazoa; Arthropoda; Insecta; Coleoptera; Chrysomelidae.